Messenger RNA from Penicillium salamii, 849 nucleotides. The record is from the annotation of a GenBank genome assembly. NCBI's taxonomy places the organism in Eukaryota, Fungi, Ascomycota, Eurotiomycetes, Eurotiales, Aspergillaceae.
AUGAUCCAUGCGCUUUCGCCCCAAACCCUUCUUCUCGGUACCGACUCUAGCGCUCUUCAUCUCUACGAUCUCCGCAUCCCAUACUCGAAGGUUUCCCCUCGCCCUGAGCAAUCGCACCACCCCCACGAUGACUACAUCUCCUCUCUGACCCCUCUACCCGCGUCGGAAACCAGCACAUCCGGUUUCAGCAAGCAAUGGGUUACCACCGGUGGAACCACCUUGGCCGUCACGGAUCUACGACGAGGUGUGUUGGUGCGCAGCGAAAAUCAAGAAGAAGAAAUGGUUAGCUCGGUUUACGUGGGUGGUCUGGCCUCCAGUGGAACCAGCAAGGGCGAGAAGGUGAUCGUUGGAGGAGCCAGUGGUAUCCUGACGCUCUGGGAGAAGGGCCAAUGGGACGACCAAGAUGAGCGUAUCUAUGUCGACCGCAGCGUUGAUGGCGGAGACCCCGUUGAGACGAUGUCAGUUGCGCCCGAUUACCUGGGCAAGGUGGUUGCUGCCGGUCUCGGUAAUGGAAAGGUGAAGUUUGUUCGCCUCGGGCCCAACAAGGUUGUCUCCGAGGUGGUACACGAUGAGGUUGAGGGAGUCGUGGGUUUGGGCUUUGAUGUUGAGGGUCGGAUGGUCUCUGGUGGAGGCCGAACCGUCAAGGUGUGGCAUGAGGCCGAGGACAACAUGGAGGGUGGCUCCGAUGACGAGGAUAUGAUGGACGACAGCGACGAUGACCGAGACUCCGAUGAUAGCGAGGCGCCCGAGGAACGGGAAGAUCCGAAAGAGCGCAAGAAGCGCAAGAAGGGCAAGAGCAAGGACCAGAGCGGAGGACAGCAUGUCAUGGCCUUCCACGACCUGGACUGA